Molecule: messenger RNA, 1890 nt
Organism: Impatiens glandulifera
Lineage: Eukaryota; Viridiplantae; Streptophyta; Magnoliopsida; Ericales; Balsaminaceae
Product: pyrophosphate--fructose 6-phosphate 1-phosphotransferase subunit beta-like
Exons: 16
Coding region: 62-1759 (565 amino acids)
Biological process (GO): fructose 6-phosphate metabolic process; response to glucose; photosynthesis
Cellular component (GO): cytosol
Molecular function (GO): 6-phosphofructokinase activity; diphosphate-fructose-6-phosphate 1-phosphotransferase activity; ATP binding
Source: RefSeq, a predicted model, not a curated record
GCGGAAAUUGCAGAGACUGCACUCUACGUUUUUCGUAAGAUCUAGUUUUCUUCUCCGAUCAAUGGCGACUGCGGUGGUGUCUAACGGAAACGGCCAUAUCGCCGGUAAGAAUCCUACUCCGGCGUCCGGCAGGUCUAUUUCUGUUUAUAGUGAAGUCCAGACUAGCCGCCUUGAUCAUGCUCUUCCUCUUCCGUCUGUACUUAAGAAGCCUUUUAAGGUUGUUGAAGGUCCUCCUAGCUCGGCUGCUGGAAAUCCAGAUGAGAUUGCAAAGCUUUUCCCAUGUCUGUUUGGGAGGCCAUCGGCAGCUUUGGUUCCACAUAGUGAACCUCUUCCAGUUCAGAACUUAAAGAUUGGAGUGGUUCUAUCUGGAGGACAAGCUCCUGGAGGACACAAUGUGAUAUCUGGGAUCUUUGACUAUCUUCAGGACCAUUGCAAGGGAAGCACACUCUUUGGGUUUAGGGGUGGACCAGCUGGAAUUAUGAGGUGCAAAUAUAUAGUUUUGACCCCAGAGUAUAUCUAUCCAUACAGAAACCAGGGUGGGUUUGAUAUGAUUCGCAGUGGUAGAGACAAGAUUGAAACUCCAGAACAGUUCGACCAAGCCGCAGAAACAGCUAAGACUCUUGAUCUUGAUGGGAUUGUUGUGAUUGGUGGAGAUGAUUCAAACACUAAUGCUUGCCUCCUUGCAGAAAAUUUUAGGAGUAGAAAUCUGAAAACCCGUGUGAUCGGAUGCCCCAAGACAAUUGAUGGUGACUUGAAAUGCAAAGAGGUUCCUACAAGUUUUGGAUUUGACACUGCUUGCAAGAUUUACGCAGAAAUGAUUGGAAAUGUAAUGAUAGAUGCUCGCUCAACUGGAAAAUAUUAUCACUUUGUGCGUCUGAUGGGUCGUGCAGCUUCACACAUCACAUUGGAGUGUGCUUUGCAAACUCAUCCUAAUGUUACUUUAAUUGGAGAAGAGGUUUUUGCCAAGAAAGAGACUUUAAAGAAUGUCACUGAUCACAUUGCUGAUGUCAUAUGCAAACGAUCCGGACUUGGUUACAACUAUGGAGUAAUCCUUAUUCCAGAAGGCUUGAUUGAUUUCAUUCCUGAGGUGCAACAACUUAUUUCUGAGCUGAAUGAAAUUUUGGCUCAUGAUGCUGUAGAUGACGCCGGUCUAUGGAAGAGAAAACUCAAUGAGCAAACUCUUCAACUUUUUGACCUUUUGCCUCAAGCAAUUCAGGAACAGUUGAUGCUUGAAAGAGAUCCUCAUGGCAAUGUUCAGGUUGCCAAGAUAGAAACAGAGAAAAUGCUUAUUCAAAUGGUUGAAACCGAACUGGAGCACAGAAAGCAAAAUGGUGCUUACAACGGCCAAUUCAAGGGCCAGUCCCAUUUCUUUGGCUACGAAGGAAGAUGUGGUUUGCCAUCUAACUUUGAUUCUGCAUAUUGUUAUGCAUUGGGUUAUGGUGCCGGUGCCCUUCUUCAAUCUGGCAAAACCGGACUCAUAUCAUCCGUAGGAAACUUGGCAGCUCCGGUUGCAGAUUGGUCCGUAGGUGGAACUGCACUGACUUCACUUAUGGAUGUCGAAAGGAGACACGGUAAGUUUAAGCCUGUGAUAAAGAAGGCAAUGGUUGAGCUUCAAGGUGCGCCCUUCAAGAAGUUCGCAUCGAUGAGGGAAGAGUGGGCCAUCAACAACCGAUAUAUCAGCCCUGGUCCGAUUCAGUUCCAUGGGCCGGUAUCUGAUCAAGUUAAUCACACCUUGCUUCUUGAGCUUGGAGAAGCAUAAAAAAGAUGUCAAAUUCCUCUUCUUAUGUUAUCUUUUGGUUGUUCUUGAAUGUGGAUUAAUAAUGUCUUAUUCCAAAACAAAAACAUCCUAAAUUUUUAUGUGUUUGGUUUCUUGCCUAGGACGAUUUUUCA